This is a messenger RNA of Adineta ricciae, 1197 nucleotides long. Lineage: Eukaryota; Metazoa; Rotifera; Eurotatoria; Adinetida; Adinetidae. The record is from the annotation of a GenBank genome assembly.
AUGGCCUUACACCAACGACAAGCACGUCGAGCUGAUUCCAAACAUUCCACUGGUGUUCAGAACAAAUCAAAUAUGUUUAUAGCAAAGACCGCAUAUAGAAAACUAGAGAUUUUAUUUUAUGCUUGUGUAAAUCACAACGAAGUACGUCCUCGUCAAUCGAACGAACAAAAUUUCAUUCUGUCAUCUCAGCGAUGUGAGAAAGAUAGUAAUCAAUCUAAUCAAAUGGCGACAAAUCUAGAAAACAUUCCAACUUUUCUCCAUGGUAAUACAUCUUCAUCUGUUUUUGACAGCCCAUGUCCUAGUGUGGCAUCUGAUAAACAAGAUACGAUAAUUGUUCUCGACGACGAUGACAGUGACAUAGAAAUUGAUGAGAUAUCAAGUACGAAUGUGAAUGAAAGACAACGACAGUAUGCUGUGAAGAAGAAAAUGAACAAACUUAAUCUACACGAGCAGAUUAUCAUCGUCAAACCAAAUUUACCUGUGCGAGUCUGUCAAACAGCGAUACCUUAUCCAGAUCUUGAAGAUAUACAUAUUCUUACAGUUUAUAGUCCUCACUCAGCAAUACCUGAACAUGUGACCAAAAGACAAGUGUAUAUGAACGAACCAUGCUUGUUAUCAGAUAUUCCUAGUCGAUCACGUGUCUUUCAUCGCGCAACAUCGUUACUUGGUUUUGUCUUAGAAGCUGCAUGUGCGACAACGAAUAACCAUCGUUGUCUUGUUUUAUAUGAUGAUUUUACUGCUUGUUAUCAUUCCUCCUCGGAUCUACAUCUAUGCUUAUGUCAAGAUUUUCGUCGACACAUGUUAAAUAUUGAUUUUAAAGAGUUGCGCAGUCAUUAUCAGAAAGUAUUCAACGAUUCGCAGAACGCCACAAAAACAGUUCACGUAAUGAAUAGUGUUAUUCGCGUACGAAAGUUCGGUGGACAAUAUCAUAACGUUCGAGUCGUCGAUAUCGAUCAAUUAUUAAUUAAAAUCUGUUUUUUCGAACGAAAAUCGAAGAAAGAAAUGUGGAUUCAUUGCAAUUCGUUAAUUAUUGAGCAAUCUCAGCCAAAUACUCAGUCAUCAAUCGAACUAAUUCCUGUUGAUCCUCCAACACCCACUGAUGACAGUCUGGAUUCCGAUUUACCACGAUUGCGCAAACGAAAGACUGAUGAGAACAAUAAGAAUAGAAAAGAGAAAAAAAAACCAUUCGAUACGUGA